This is a messenger RNA of Sugiyamaella lignohabitans, 1704 nucleotides long. RefSeq lists its product as uncharacterized. Lineage: Eukaryota; Fungi; Ascomycota; Dipodascomycetes; Dipodascales; Trichomonascaceae. Bases 1 to 1704 code for a protein of 567 amino acids. The transcript has a single exon. The record is from RefSeq and is a predicted model, not a curated record.
AUGAACACUAAACACUCGCUGGUUUCCAUUUUAGACCCAGAUACUAAUAAUAGUUAUAAAUAUGACUACAAAGUUAAUUCGGACUCAGAUCUUGACGAUUUUGGAAACGGGUUUCAACCUUUGAAUAUUGAGCACAGGAAAGCUCUUCUGGAGUAUAUGCAAAUGAAUGGACCCAAGGAACAGACUAAACCUCAACAACAUGAAAGAAACAACUCAAUAGAAGAGAAACCCCGAAAGCAACCUUCCAAAGGCAAUGAAAUAAUGAGCGGAGGCAGUUUUAUUAUAUCAGAUUAUACCCCAAUUUCUCAAUCGACGCCAUAUAACGACAACCAAAUAUCAGGUAGCACAUUAGGUGACCCGGAUCAAGAAAAGGGAAAAGCAUCGUUGAAUGGAGAGGAAAAAGAAGCAGAUAAUGCUCAAAUUGAAAGAACCACUGAUGUUGGGAAAAGAUAUGCUGAAGAAAGAGAAGGUCCUCCUCAUCCCAAGAAUAAAGAACAACACGAAGACGAGAAUCGGACGGACAAGACCAAUGGUUCUACUUUCACCAAGAGAGAAACUGAGUACAGAAAUGCGGUAAAUAUGACCCCAAUUUCAAAAAUAGGUACUUUCAGACGAGAUGGAAUCGUAAGAACUAGCGGGCGUGCAUCAGUUCGGUCCUUCAUGGGGUCCAAUGGAAAAGAUACGCUUCGGCCCAGUUCUAGCCCAGCAGAAUUUCCUGUAGAGACAGAUUUAAGAAAAAGCUUUACAGAAAGACCAGGUCAAUCCAGUGACUUAUCUGAGACUGUCCUUUCUGAAGGGGAGGUUCAUAAUGCUGGAAACGCUGAGGUAGCUGAUGCAUCCAUGCUUCAUGGAUUUUUAGCCUUCAUUAGGUCUCACCCCCAUGGUGAAGAGUUGUUCCAACAAUUCGAGGGGCAGUGGAAGUCAGCAGAUGACCACACCCAUUUACGAACCGCACUCCCUGUUGAUGUAACUGAAGAAGUUCAACAGAGCCAAGAAACCCCACAGGUUGAGCAGACACCUAAUAUAGAACCGAAGAGGAGGGUAGUUAUUGAAUCAGUGCCAGAAUCCGAAACUGAGGUCCAAGUUGAACCCCAGCCUAAUUCCAAUCAAGAUGAAAGGUAUAAAGUUGACCAUGAACAUGCACAUGCACAUGCACAAUCUGUCGAUGGUGAAGCUAGGAAAUCUAUGAAUAUACCGCUUCAAAUAUCUCAUUCUGAUCGCUCCUCAUCAGCGAGUAACGAUGUUCAUCAAAAACUUGAAGAUUUACUGCGUAGAUACAACUCAACGCAUGAGGAAAAUAUUCGCCUGCUUAACGAGAAUCGACAGUUGAAAGACGAGUUCUCAAAACUACAGUCCCAGUGUUCACAAUUGCUUGGUCGCUCCGAACCGAUAAACUCUCACUCGUUUAUAAAGGAAAAGUUAUAUAACCGCCUUGAACUGAACGAAGUCGAUUCGAUGUCAUUGAUUGAUGCGCAAAACAUGAUUAAGAAUAUCGCACUUAUAUUUGACAUGCCUGUUAGCCGUUUUUCCAAAUGGCUCCCGAUGAUAGCGAAACUGCUUGGUGAAGACGAUGUAUACCUCAAUUUUACCCAGGAAGUUCACCGAAUAAUUUAUAGUGGCCAAGAGCUCAGGAAAAGGAAGAAUCAAAAGUGUCUUCAAGAGAUGCUUUUAAUUUUAAACCGCAAUCGAAGCACUUUUUCCUGA